GCUAUUAAAGCUCCGAGGACCAAGGAGCCCCGCUCAGUGUCACCUCUCAAGAUCAGCCACAAUAGAGGGCGGGCAACAAGGAGCAUUUCUGAAGAUUAACCACUUAUCGAAAUGCUUUGCCUGCAAAGAAGUCUGAGGACAGCUAACCCGGGAGUUUUGCAGCUUUUUAAAAAUGCAGGGAGAGUUGGUGCCGACAGCCUUGUUUUGUCCCGGACUCAGCUACCUGUUCCUCCCCCCUGCUGGGCCUCAGCAUCACCCCACACCCACAGAGCCUUUCAUCAGCGGCAGGCCUCUGAUGUAGACCAACCACAUCCCAAAGGCAGGUUGAUGUCCAGCAUGGAAGACCUACUCUUCUACACCAUCACGGAUGGCAAAGAGGUUGUUCUCCUUUCGCAGUUCAUCUCUGCUUUGAGAAAAACAGGUUUGUUAACAUCUGACCCUCGACUGCGUGACUGCGUCCACCACAUGCGCCAAUCAACACGUGAUUCCGUUGGGCCGGUCAUGAUGGACAAGAAGCUCUUUAGAAGGUGUGUGGGAAACAACAUCAUGUUGCUGACCAAAGCCUUCAGAAAAAAGUUUAUCAUCCCUGACUUUGAAAAGUUCGCCCAUCAAAUCGACAGGAUAUUUGAUGAUGCCCAGCAGCAGGAGGGCGGACAAGUAGCUGAUUACAUUCCUCAACUGGCUAAGUUCAGCCCUGAUCUCUGGGGCGUGUCUCUGUGCACAAUCGAUGGACAGAGACACUCAGUGGGUGACACCAAGGUUCCCUUCUGCCUGCAGUCGUGUGUGAAGCCUCUGGAGUACGCCAUCGCUGUGCAUGAGCUUGACAGUGAGCAGGUUCACCAAUUUGUGGGCAAAGAGCCCAGUGGAUUGAAGUUCAACAAACUGUCACUAAAUGAAGAAGAUAAACCGCACAACCCCAUGGUGAAUGCCGGAGCCAUUGUCAUCAGUUCUUUAAUUAAGCCUCAUUCAAACAAGGCCGAGAGGUUUGACUUUGUGAUGGAUUUCUUGAAAAGCAUGGCUGGUUCUGAGUAUGUGGGCUUCAGCAAUGCAACUUUCCAGUCAGAGAGGGAGACAGGAGACAGGAAUUACGCCAUUGGUUAUUACCUGAAAGAGAAAAAGUGCUUCCCCGACUAUGCUGAUAUGAUGGCAGCCCUUGACUUCUACUUUCAGCUGUGCUCCAUAGAGGUAAACUGUGAGUCAGGAAGCGUCAUGGCUGCCACCCUGGCCAACGGGGGUAUAUGUCCUAUCACAGGCGAGCAUGUUCUGAGCCCUGAAGCGGUUCGCAACACCCUGAGUCUCAUGCAUUCCUGCGGCAUGUACGACUUCUCCGGACAGUUUGCCUUCCACGUGGGCUUGCCUGCUAAAUCAGGUGUUUCUGGUGCCGUACUGAUGGUGGUUCCCAAUGUCAUGGGUAUGAUGUGCUGGUCACCGCCAUUAGAUCGACUUGGAAACAGUGUUCGUGGCAUUCACUUCUGUCAGGAGCUCGUGUCUUAUUUCAACUUCCACAAUUACGACAACCUGAGGCACUUUACUAAGAAACAUGACCCGAGGAGACGAUCAGACGAUGAUCCUAACAAGUCAGUGGUUAACCUGAUGUUUGCAGCAUACAAUGGAGACGUCCCUGCAUUGAGGAGAUUUGCCCUUUCCGCUGUGAACAUGGAGCAGAGGGACUAUGACUCUCGCACAGCGCUCCAUAUCGCUGCUGCAGAAGGUCACGUGGAAGCUGUUAUCUUUCUGACUGAAAUAUGUAAAGUGAAUCCCCACAUGAAAGACAGAUGGGGAAAUACACCUCUGGAUGACGCCGUGCACUUUGGCCACGAUGUCAUUGUUUCAGCCUUGCAGAAGUACGAGUAUGUGCACGCUGACAGCGACUCCCCAAGCAGCCCAGAGGAGCAGAAGACCACGCUGGAUACCAUGAAGAGUAUCGUGUAAACCACAAGGGACUGUGAGGGUUUGUAGCAGGAAUGAAAGGACACUGGAGAGUAGCGAUGGAAGAAUGAGUUAAAUAUUGUAUACUUAUGUGUGUGAGAGUUUUUUACUGCUGAAAAACCAUGCGUUUCUGCAGACUCUGUGAUACUCAAAGUUCUAUUUAAACAAGAAUUGUUGUCUGUGUGAAGAGACAUUAUAGCAAUUUACCAGGUUGUGAUGAAAUGAAAGUGCAUUUUUUCCACAGAGUGUCUGAUUGAUAGAUGCCGCCGAGAUGUAAAUAUCUAAUAUACUGGCAUAUUUAUUUAAUAUAUUAAGUAUUGUACAUUCACUGUCAUUGAUAUGUAAUAUGAAAAGGGGCGGUUUGCCUCAUAUGUAAAUAUUUCUAGAGCUGCUCUAUUAAUUAUUCUAGUGGAAUAAGGGGUUGAUUUAAUUGCAUUUAUAGUGAAACUUAAAGCUCAAAGUUUAUUCACUGUUGAUAAACUAUAGUAAUGUGUUUUUUUUGUUUUUUUUAGUCUCUUGCUUCAUUAGGGUGGGCUCUUUUUAUUGGUCGUUUGUUACAAAAACAUCUGCUGGGAAGAAUUAUCACGAAAUAUAUGUUGCAAACUACACACGUAGCAAUUUAACUAUACACAUGUGGUUAAAUUGAAUUCUGCUUGUUGGUGUGCAGCCUUACGAGAUGAUUGUACUGUGCUACAUGUGCACCUAAGUUGCAAUAAAAUGUAAUAUAUACAGUA
This is a messenger RNA of Mugil cephalus (flathead mullet), 2663 nucleotides long. Its product is annotated as glutaminase liver isoform, mitochondrial-like. The coding region runs from base 112 to 1932 and encodes 606 amino acids. The record is from RefSeq and is a predicted model, not a curated record. Lineage: Eukaryota; Metazoa; Chordata; Actinopteri; Mugiliformes; Mugilidae. Gene Ontology annotation, molecular function: protein binding; glutaminase activity. The transcript is spliced from 18 exons. Gene Ontology annotation, biological process: L-glutamine catabolic process.